Molecule: messenger RNA, 1824 nt
Organism: Rhincodon typus (whale shark)
Lineage: Eukaryota; Metazoa; Chordata; Chondrichthyes; Orectolobiformes; Rhincodontidae
Product: (E3-independent) E2 ubiquitin-conjugating enzyme UBE2O-like
Exons: 2
Coding region: 190-828 (212 amino acids)
Source: RefSeq, a predicted model, not a curated record
CCAUGCAAUAACUUAAUUUCCUUUUUGGUCUAGGGAACUGAGAGGUGGACAAGUAAAUCCAGUCUUUUGCAAGUGCUGAUAUCGAUCCAAGGUCUGAUCCUAGUGAAUGAACCCUAUUAUAAUGAGGCUGGAUUUGACAGUGAUCGUGGUCUUCAGGAGGGCUAUGAGAACAGUCGCUGUUACAAUGAGAUGGCCCUUAUAAAACUGGUGCAAUCUAUGACUCAGCUCAUUCAGAAACCUGUGGAAAUUUUUGAACAAGAAAUAAAAGAGCACUUCUACACCAAUGGAUGGCGACUUCUGUACAGAAUGGAGUCUUGGCUGGAAAUCAAUGAAAUGAUCCAAAGAAGCAUUGAACUUGGCAAUAGUGCUGAAGAUGAGUCAAUUCCGAUCUCCUCUUCUGAUGCAGCAGACAGUCGAGUGGAUGGUUUCUGUCCAUCUGCAGCACAAAUUGUUGUUGAAUCUGUUCAAGCUGCUAAAGAGCCUGGUAUGGAAAAUUCUGAAGAUCAUGUGAGUAGUAAGCCACAGAAGUUAGCAGAAGGGGGUUCAGAUGAAAAUAUCUGUCUGGAGACUGAUUCUACUGAGCAGCAACCUGCUGAAACUUGCUCCCUAACCCUGGAGCAGAAGGGAUCAUCACAAGCUAUUGUCAGGCCAAAAAAAAGGCGAAAGAGUUACAGGAGCUUCCUCCCAGAGAAGCGUGGUUACCCUGACAUAGGUUUCCCACUUUUCCCUCUCUCUAAAGGGUUUGUAAAAAGCAUCUGUGGCUGCCUGCAGAAGUACAAAGCAACCUUAAUCAAGUCUGGAAUUCCAGAAAAAAGAGAGGAGAGAUGAGCACCAAAUCUAUGCCACAGGUUUACGAAAUUUUCUAGACUUUUGAUAAUUGUGUAAUAUUAAAGCAAAGAGUCAUGAGCAAAUCAAGGCUGCUCACUUUUUGUAAAUGGAUUGGAGUAAGAUGAAUGAACAUCAUGUCGGGAGAAAAGAAGGCCCAGCCUGAGCAUUUUAAAGCAUGAUACGUAUGGUGAACUGCAUCUCUGGCCUUAGAAUGGCUGCAAACUGAUGCCCAUAAAAGAUGUAAAAAUUACAUUGAUAAAUGUUUCACUCAAUAACAUUAAAUCUGAAUUUGUAGCUUGAGAUGUAUACAGUAUUUAAUCCAGAUUUAAAUGUGUACAGGUGUGGGCUCGAAUUAAGUUCAGAAUGCUUGGUUGCUUCUUAUUCAUGUAGAAAUUGUCCCUGAUUGUUUGUUUGUUUUUUUAAUUUAUUUUCAGUUGCCUUAUGCCAGUGUAAUAUACAACUUUACAAUUAAAUUUAAUUACAAUUAAGGAUGUCACUGGAUAAGGGUUUUCACACCUUGGCUUUAUUCAGUACUAUGUCUACAGAUACUGCCCGGUAAUAUGAAAAUAAAACAAAGUAUAUGCUGAGUUGGACGUGCAUCGAAAUCCGUUGACUGCAUUGACAAGCCCCACCUUAAAUAAAAGAAAGCUGCUGUAUUGCAUGAUGUAACUUUCAUUUAGGUCAAUGAAAGUAUGCCGUUUUUAUUUAUAAAAUCCUUCCAACGUUGCUGUCUUUCAGUGUCUAACACUGAUGUAUUUAUCCACCCAACUGCUAUACAUUGGUGUAUACAAACCUAUUUGUUGCAUUAUAAGGGGAUUUUGCUGGUCUAGUCUUUUGCAUGGGAUGUGAUGUUGUAAAGCAGGAUAUUCUCAGCAAUUUGCCCAUGAAUCUGUCGUGUUAAUGUACAUGUAGAAUUGAAUUGAUUUUUCUCAAUGGAGUUCAAUUGAAAUCUCCCAUUAACAGUCUUGCAGUGACUCCCCAUUGUGUAAAUGCAUU